AUGUCCUUUUAUGUGAAGGUGUAUGAACGUAUCAAAGCACCAUUUUUGACACUUGUUAGUUCAGGAAGCCCAGAACAGUCUUAUGUUGUUUUAAGUCAUCUGCAUCUUUUGGUGAUGCAAGCACUGUAUAUAUUCUCCUCAUAUUACAAACUCUUCUAUUGCCAGUAUAAUGAACCAUUUUUUGUCAAAUGACUGAACCUUGAAAUGUUGGCUGCAGUGGCAAAUGAGAGCAAUACUUACGAGAUCUUGACAGAAUCAUGUGAAUAUGCUGCAAAUAUCGAUAUUCCCAUUGCCAGAGAGUCAAUUAGAGCUCUUAGCAAAAUGACACUACAUCAGUAUGAUGUAAAUGCAAUUGUUGAUAGGCUUCUUCAAUUUCUUGAAAUGGAGAAAGAUUAGACAGCUGAAGCUCUGGUGCUUGUGAAAGAUCUUCUUAGAAAAUAUCCUCAGUGGAGCCAUGAUUACAUUGCUGUGGUUGGGAGCAUAAGCAGCAAAAAUGUACAAGAACCAAAGGCAAAGUAAGCUCUUAUAUGGAUGUUUGGGGAAUAUUCACAGGAUAUGCAAGAUGCUUUUUAUGUUUUGGAGAGUCCAGUUGAAAACUAGGAUGAAGAGCAUUCUGCCGAGGUCUAUUUACAUCUUCUCACUGCAGUGAUAAAGUGUUCUUUUAAAAGUCCACCUGAGACCCAAAAUGCAUUGGGAGCUGCAUUGGCUGCAGGUAUUGCUGAUUUAAACCAGAGCUUGUUCUACUAUAGGAUUUUACAGUAUAAUGUAUCGGUAGCAAAACGUGUGGUGAACCCUCCAAAGCAAGCUGUUUAUUCAAAGCAGUAAAAUCAAAGAUCGCAUUUUUUUGAUGAAUUUAAGUUAUCUGUUGUAUACCAGAAGCCAUCUUGCAUGUUUACAGAUAAGGAACAGGGUCCAUUUGAGUUUUCAGAUGAACUCGGAAAUCUAUAUGGAGAAGCAGCAGAUAACGUUGUUUCUGCUCUGAGAGUUGAGGAAAAUGAUAAGGAUCUGCUUUUAACUACUUCUGAGAAAGAGGAAACUAGAGGUUCAACUAAUAAUGGUUCUGCAUAUACAGCUCCUUAUGAUGGUUCGUCUACACAGACAGAAUUGGCAAUAUCAAAUCCCACCGCAGCAGGCCAUUCUUCACAAGCAGCAAGCUCGGCAAUUGAUGAUCUGCUUGGUGUUGGUUUACCAGCAGCUGCACCUGCUACUCCAUCUCCUCAAUUGAAGCUUAAUACAAAAGCUCUCCGGGAUCCAAGCACAUUUCAGCAGAGGUGGCGCCAAUUGCCAGUUGCUUUAUCACAGGAGCACUCAGUAAGCCUUCAAGGCAUCGUGGCACUGAUGGCUCCUCAAGCUCUUGUUCGGCACAUGCAAAGCCAUUCCAUCCACUGCAUUGCAUCGGGCGGUCAAUCCCCGAACUUAAAGUUUUUCUUCUUUGCGCAAAAAAUGGAGUCAUCGACAUCUAAUUAUCACGUAGAAUGUAUAAUCAACACAUCAUCUGCUAAAACCCAAAUUAAGAUCAAAGCUGAUUAUCAAAGUACAUCCCAGGUAUUCUCAACUCUUUUCCAGUCGGCUUUGUCCAAAUUUGGCAUUUCCUGA
Gossypium raimondii (Peruvian cotton) is the source of this 1596-nucleotide messenger RNA. RefSeq names its product beta-adaptin-like protein A. NCBI's taxonomy places the organism in Eukaryota, Viridiplantae, Streptophyta, Magnoliopsida, Malvales, Malvaceae. The record is from RefSeq and is a predicted model, not a curated record. Gene Ontology annotation, molecular function: clathrin binding. Gene Ontology annotation, cellular component: membrane coat; clathrin adaptor complex. Gene Ontology annotation, biological process: vesicle-mediated transport; intracellular protein transport.